AUGGCUGAUCGCGGACACUUCAAAAGAGAGGAUGAGGAUGAGGAUGAUGCUGAGGAGGAGCUUGAUGAGACCGACUUCAAGGCUCAAAAAGAUGCCAUUUUGCUCGCCAUUGACGUGAGCUCAUCAAUGCUGCAGCAUCCGCCCGCAACAAACUCCAAGAAGGCCGAUAGGGACAGUGCCGUCGAGGCAGCUUUGAAAUGCGCCUACCAUCUCAUGCAGCAGCGCAUCAUCUCUAACCCCAAAGACAUGAUGGGCAUUCUCUUCUUCGGCACGGAAAAGUCAAAGUUCCAAGAAGAAAGCGGUCGAGCAGGCUUGGGCUACCCGCACUGCUACUUGUUCGCAGACCUCGACGUUCCCGCUGCUGAAGAUGUCAAGGCACUAAAGACCUUGGUCGGCGCGGAUGGAGAAGAGGCCGAAGAUGAAGAUGAGGUGCUAGUGCCGGCGGAGGAAGAAGUCCAGAUGGCCAACGUCUUUUUCUGCGCAAACCAAAUCUUCACUACCAAGGCGGCGAACUUUGGCAGCAGACGACUCUUCAUCAUCACAGACAAUGAUGACCCACACGGCAAGAACAAGGAUGCCAAAUCGGCUGCGGCUGUCCGUGCAAAAGACUUGUACGAUCUUGGAGUUGUGAUCGAGCUUUUCCCCAUUACCAGAGACGAGAGGAAGUUCGACCUCGGCAAAUUUUACGAUGACAUCAUCUAUCGAGACCUAGUUGCAGAGGCCAAUCUCUCCGAAACCAGAAACUCAAAGUCCGGCGAUGGCCUCAGUCUCCUCAACUCAUUAAUAUCAAACAUCAACUCCAAAGAAACGCCCAAGCGCUCCCUAUUCUCUAACCUCCCCUUCGAGAUCGCCCCUGGACUCAGAAUCUCGGUCAAGGGAUACAAUAUUCUUCACCGUCAGACCCCAGCAAGAACAUCAUACAUCUGGCUAGACGGUGAGAAACCUCAGCUCGCCAACGGCGAAACGACACGGAUCGCCGAGGAUAGUGCCCGGACGGUUGAAAAGGUCGAGUUCAAGAAGGCUUACAAAUUUGGCGGCGAAUACGUGCACUUUGCACCAGAGGAGCAGAAGUCUCUCAAAGACUUCGGUUCCCCCAUCAUCCGCAUUAUCGGUUUCAAGCCGCGCUCUAUGCUUCCCUUUUGGGCGAGUAUCAAGAAAUCAACAUUCAUCUUCCCAUCAGAGGAGGACUAUGUCGGCUCGACUCGUGUCUUCAGUGCUCUUUGGCAAAAGCUGCUAAAAGACAAGAAGAUCGGCAUCGCAUGGGCUGUCACCCGUGUCAACGCUAGCCCAAUCCUCGUUGCCAUCGUCCCUUCCCAUGAGAAGUCUGAAGACGAUUCAGGAACGCCCUAUCUACCCGCCGGUCUUUGGCUCUACCCGCUUCCUUUCGCUGACGACGUACGCGAAGGCCCCGAGCCCCCAAGUAAUCACGUCGUAAGUUCCAACGAGCUUAUCGACAAGAUGCGCAUCAUCGUCCAGCAGCUACAGCUACCAAAGGCCAUGUACAACCCCAAGAAAUACCCCAACCCAUCGCUUCAGUGGCACUACAAGAUUCUCCAGGUCUUGGCUCUCGAGGAGGAGUACCCUGAAAAGGCGGAAGAUCUCACAGAGCCGAAAUACAAGGCCAUCAGCAAGCGCGCCGGUGGAUACCUGGAUGACUGGGCCGAGACCCUACAGGACGAGACCAAGAUAGCGUUAGCAAAGGCAGCCAUCAAGCGCGAGGCGGACGGCGGCGACGACGAAAGACCGGCCAAGAGAGUCAAGGCCGCACCGAAGGCUGCAAAGGUUUCAGGGUCUGGUAUGACGACGGCGCAGCUCAAGGAAUCUGUGGCCAGUGGUGCGUUGAACAAGAUGCUGGUUGCCGAUCUGAAAGACAUUCUUGCGGCAAGGGGACAGAGCACAGCGGGCAAGAAGAGCUUAUUGAAGGAAGAUUUCAACUUCAAGUGCCCGUCACACAAGUAUGCCAUAUUCGUCGCCCUUCAGGCAGGCGGAGCUAUUGAUGCCUCCUCGUCCUCGUCUUUCCGCUUCUCAGGUUGCCUGCGGGAAGCGCUGAGCCCACCAUCCUACAAGGUGUGUCCAGCCAUUAGCAAAGACGGACGUCACAACAUAUCGCCAGGUCUCAGCCAGCCAGACCUGAAUCCUACAGAAGGAGUCCAGGCUUACGAGGUAACAGCCAAUAUACAAUCUGUUCCGAUCCGCGUCAUGCUUGUAUUGAGUUCAGCUUGUGACAUGGUCUUCCGUCUGCCUUGUUGGCUUCUUCUUUGCCAGCUUGAUGAGAUCUUGAACUCUGAUAGCAAAGAAGAAAUGUCAUCUCCACGAACCAGCGAGCAGACGACCAUUGACGCACCUGAGGAAACCCGACACGAACCUCCACCAGGUUCAGGGAGAGCUGAGUCGAAGCUUUUACAGUGGCCACCAAAAAGACUCAAGAGCGGACUGUCUAAACCCUCAGAAAUUCUACUCAGUCUGCUUUCCUUCCUUCUGGUAGCUGUUAUGGUUACAUACAUUGCGAUUCUACUUUUGAACAACGGACAAGACAUUGAAGCCCUGUCACAGACUUGGACGUUUGCACGCGAAUUUUCCCGACUUGGCCCGACGGUUGUGCCCUUGAUGUUUACUUACAUUGUCGGUAGGGCCGUCAGAAGCUGUGCCCAUUGGAGGUUGCAAAAAGGGGAGCGUAUCGGGGCCUUAGACAGCCUCUUAGGAUCAACGACGCUGACAGGCACGAUCAAUACCAUGGCUGAUCUUAGAAAAGUCGAAAUUUUGGGGUUUACACUACUGAUGGUUUGGUCACUAUCGCCACUGGGAGGACAGGCAACGCUCCGAGUUCUGACCCCGCGAACCGAAGAAAUCUCGUCUCUUGCGACGCUACCAUACCUCGACCAUGAUGUUGGGUACCCCGAAAGGUUUGCUUCAACAGUGCUAUCAGGCCAACAGAUCCCCAUCAACGCGUUGGUCUUGAGUUCUCUUGGAGCCACAGAUGCAGUGAAAAGGUCAAAAGUAGAUACGUGGGGCAACAUCAAGAUUCCCAUGAUCGAGUCAUUUUCAGUUCAUCUUCUGCUUGGAAGCAAUGAGUGGAUUCAUCUGGAUCAGUAUCAGGACGAGGUGGUGUAUUCCGCUCUGCUCGGUAUUCCUGUUGCCAAUAUUCCCCAGAGGCAUAGGUUCAACUUCACUCUCGAGACAUCGUACGUAAAGUUAGAUUGCACCGAUCUACGCAACUUGACAGGCAAUGCAUCUAUGGAAAUAAACAGUUGGCGUGAGGGAUGCGAGAACGGGCGGUGUCAGCGCAAUUUCAAAUGGGGUGGACUUGCUACUGUCCCUAAUCAGCAAGGAAUGCAGAACUCGACUCACGACAAGCGAUGCUCCGACCCUCGAAUCGCAGCCAGAGAAAUGCUUUAUUGGAAUUGGGAGUUGUCAGAAUACUGUGACUCCACAUUUACAAGUUGUUCCAUGACCACGUCGUUCGUUGACGUUCGUGUCUCGUGCUUGGGCUGGGAUUGCGAGGCAACGGCAAUACGGCCAACAAUGCUGGCAUUAGGUGACAGUCGGAGAGCGAACGUGACCUUCUUCGACGAUUGUCCCCAAGAACACGCCACCAUAUGGUCCUGGUUCUUUCGAUACUUCGCAACUUUGGCUGAUAGCGGUGGUGGCGGUGUGCAUUCGACCACUAUCAUUCAGUCGUACUUGGUUGAUCCCAAGUUGGGAUUGAACGCCACGGCGGCUUUCCGCCUCCCGCCAAUUUUCACAGUAGAGAAGAAGCUAUUCUCUAUCCGCCUGGGUCAGCUUCUUAACACCUACUGGUGGGCCAUGAUAGGCAGUGAGCCACUCUUCUUGGGCCAUCCUGAGAAUUACGACAGCGUAACGGUAUGGCCUAAUCAAAGCAGUCUUUGGGGGGCGGCUACAAACGACAACUACGUCUUCUCAAAAGCACAAGCCACCGUUUACAUUAGUUUACAAGUACUUCGAUACAACAAGGUCUGGAUGGCCGUUCUCAUCGUAGCAACUUUGGUGUUGCUUCUCACAGCAGUGCUAGACCUUGCGCUGAGCCUCAACAUUUGGGUCCCAAGGCUACUCAUGAACAUCUCGACUCUGACGAGGGGCAACCCGAACUUUGACGUGCCCGCCGGCGGUGGAGCACUUUCGGACGAGGCAAGGGCAAAGCUUCUAGCAAAUGUCAAAGUCAGGUUCGGUGACGCUGAAGGGGUUGAUGAGUCUUCUGAUCUCGUCAUUGGGAAUUGCGUGGAACACGGGGGUCGCAAUCCAUUAUCGUUCGACAGACAAUACCUUACAGGCUGCUUGGGGGGUCUCACAAGAGAGAUGCAUGUCGGUCUAUUCGGCCGUGACUGCCCGGUGAGGUGGAACCGAUCGGAGAGCUGUGGAAGAGCAACCUCCCGACGGGCUCUCAGGGUGCAAUGCCAAACCCUCGAAUCUUGGCUUCAAGGCAACCAGAUGAAGUGUGCGCGCCAAAUAAGGAUCUUCGGUCGAUUCCAGAUUCUCGGUUUCGCAACUUGCACGGACACUGAAGUGCUGCCCUUCACAGAAGAGGGCGGGUUGCAGAAACCGGUGCUUGGACGGGCGCAGCUAGCGAGUCAAGGCACCCUUGAUGGUUUCACUGGCGCGAACCACAUCACAUGGACUCUAUCUGCCUUUUGGGCCUCACCCUUUGAGUUUGGACUGCGCGAAAGUCUUACAACCGACAUCACAUAUGACCUUUGA
Colletotrichum lupini is the source of this 4713-nucleotide messenger RNA. Its product is annotated as ATP-dependent DNA helicase II. Gene Ontology annotation, biological process: cellular response to gamma radiation; cellular response to X-ray; telomere maintenance. Gene Ontology annotation, cellular component: nucleus; Ku70:Ku80 complex. NCBI's taxonomy places the organism in Eukaryota, Fungi, Ascomycota, Sordariomycetes, Glomerellales, Glomerellaceae. Gene Ontology annotation, molecular function: damaged DNA binding; DNA helicase activity; double-stranded DNA binding. The record is from RefSeq and is a predicted model, not a curated record. The coding region runs from base 1 to 4713 and encodes 1570 amino acids. The transcript is spliced from 12 exons.